Molecule: messenger RNA, 3568 nt
Organism: Diabrotica balteata
Lineage: Eukaryota; Metazoa; Arthropoda; Insecta; Coleoptera; Chrysomelidae
Source: the annotation of a GenBank genome assembly
GACUGAUGCCUUUUGUUACAGGAAGUGGUAAUUAAUAUGCAUAAAAUUUAUUCAAACGGAUUAACAAUGAAUUUAACUCGGUUACGCUUACAAAAACGGAAUCUAACAGUUACUAUAUGAUCCAAAGCAUCGUUUUUGUUCAGUGGACUCUUUGUAUAUAUAGUUGUUGAUAGUUAAAUAAACAUGGAUGAAGGAACUUUAAAUGAUUUAUUGGAGUGUUCAGUGUGCCUAGAACGACUAGAUACAUCUAGCAAAGUACUUCCUUGUCAACAUACUUUCUGUAAAAAGUGUUUAGAAGAAAUAGUGCAAACACACAAAGAAUUAAGAUGUCCAGAAUGUCGAGUUCUAGUUUUGGUAAAAGUGGAUGAUUUGCCCCCCAAUGUCUUGCUAAUGCGAAUAUUAGAAGGAAUUAAAAAUGCUGGUAAUUUUUUGCCUAAGAAGAUUAACAGACCUGCCAGGGCUCCGAAUCUAUUACCUACAGCUGUUGCACAGACAACUCCUCUGCAUACCCCACACAGUACUCCAGAUCACAGGAUCAAUUCUAAUAAGCAACAAUUGUUGCCCCAUCAGCCGUACGCUAAGGCAAUGUAUGAUUAUACAUCUAAAGAAACAGGGGAUCUGAACUUCAAACGAGGAGAUGUCAUUAUUUUGAAAAAACGUAUUGACACCAAUUGGUAUCAAGGAGAAUGUGGAGGAAAACAGGGGGUUUUCCCAUUGAGUUAUGUUCAGAUAAUAACCCCUGUUCCCAGUCAUAUACCACAAUGUAAAGCAUUAUACGAUUUUCGUAUGGCAAACGACGAAGAAGAAGGAUGUUUGUCAUUUAAUAAAGGAGAUAUCAUCAGUGUCAUUAGGAGAGUCGAUGAAAAUUGGGCAGAAGGAAAAUUAAAUGGUAGAAUUGGCAUAUUUCCUUUAGCAUUUGUCGAAUUGAACAAUUUAGCUAGAUCUUUAAUGAAAUUAUCCACCAAUGCUCAACCAGGUCCUUCACGGGUAGCACCCCCUACACCAACAUCUGAAGAUACGUCGCCUCUAAUACCAACUGAUCACACCCGCAACGUAAUACCUCAGCAGGUGCAACAACAGCCUCCUGUGCCGUUGGCGCGUGCGCCUGUACCAAAUCAACAACAUGCUCCGCUUGCUGCUUCCGACUCGAGUUCUACUUUAAGUUCGGGUACUUCGGGAGGCACUUCUAACAUAUCGUCUGCUAAUGCCUCUUCUGGAAAUACUUCAUCCAGCUCGAGUAGUCCUUCCCCGUCGUCUCCCGCUUCUCCUCCGCCUCCGAAAGGACAGCAGACACUACCACCUAAAAAUACCAUGAGACCGGACCUUCUCAACACAGGCAAACUAACUACACCACAACGUUCUCCACAAAACCAACCUCGCCCUGUAGACCCACACCUUACCUCUCACCAUCCCCACCAACAUUCAAAGGAAAAGCGGCAUAGUUUUACUGGCCUCGUCACUACACACCACCCGAAUCCUGUAACGCAAAAUCAAAAUCGACUUUCGGCUGAGAUUGUACAAGGCAGCGAUGGCCAAAUGGCUACUUCAAACGACAGAAGGGGGCGUACCGGGCAUCUUUCGGAAAUGCAACUACCUGCUACGUAUGUGGCUUUAUAUCCUUAUAAACCGCAGAAAGCUGAUGAAUUGGAAUUGAAAAAAGGUGGAAUUUAUAUGGUGACUGAAAUCUGUCACGACGGUUGGUAUAAAGGAACAUCCAACCGUACCCAGAAAUGUGGCGUCUUCCCAGGCAACUACGUAACCCCAGCAAGAGGAGUACCCAACACUCAAAGUGCCAAGGAUUCAGCCGAAUCUAAGUUGCCCGUAAGUUUUACUCGGAGCGGAAAAGCCUAUUCCGCUUCAGCACAGCAUGCCGCUUCCACUAAUCCACCCGAAUUACCGGCAAGGGCAACAAGCCCCUCGUCGAAUGCUUUUUCCAGUAGUUGGCACGGGGGGCAACAGGACGCGCAAGCCGUGCCUUUAGGCAGAAGCAGCAGUGCCAUUAUGACAGGAGGAAAUAACGCUGUCAAUAAAACUGAUAAGCAUCACGACAAGAAACAACGAAAACCCGGCAGGAAGCUCUGGUUCUAGUCCCGACAUACAGCGCCAUCGCAAAUCAAAUUCGUUAGAUGCAGGUAACAAAAGCAAGACCGUGGUCCAAACUGUGAGGGAAAGGUUCAGAUGUAUAGCACCGUAUCCACCGAACAGCGAAUACGAGUUGGAACUUCAAGUUAAUGAUAUAAUCUAUGUUCACAAAAAGAGAGAGGAUGGUUGGUAUAAGGGCACACAGCAAAGAACUGGAAAAACAGGGUUGUUUCCUGCUAGUUUUGUAGAAAGUUAUUAGUUGUAGGAUAGGUAAAAACAACGUAUUAUCAAUCUUUACUAAAAAGUUAUUUUUAAAUUAAAUUCCAAGUGCAAAAGAAUGUCACUGAAUUAGUUCUUUUUAAAAUGUUAAUUAUGUUAAUAGUAAUUAUUUAUAAAAUAUUGAAAACUACAAUAAUACUUGUUCCAGUGAACAUAUCUAGUUUCAUGUCAAGUUCAUGUACUGGCUCAUAGUUAUGGUAAUUUUCUAAAUUUAUGUAUGAUGAUCAAAUUAUUUGAGAUUAUUGAACUUUUUUAUAAAAAGUUUAUUAUAAGCAAGUCCACUUGAUUCCUCAUCGCGCUGGCAGCGUUCAUUUCGUUGUGAGUGGUAGUUAAUUCAAACCCCACAUUAUAUAUUUUGCAAACCUAGUAGUAUAAUCCCAACUGCAAUUUUGAGUUAGACUUUGCGACUCCCACUUAAAAACACUUCUCCAUUGUUUAAAAGUCUCCAAAAGUUCUGCAAGUUGUUUUCGUAUAGUUUAGUCGGAACAGUAACUUCAGUGUAUGUUGCUGAAGUUUUUGGCUUGUUUUCUUAUCGUUUUAUUUAUUUUCCUUUAACAUUCCUUAAAUAUUCAUCUUUUGUUGUAUUUAUAUUCCUUUACAUUUCCCUUAUCUAUUUACACCAAUCGUAUCAGCGUAUUUUUCGUUUCAAAAUUUUGUCUUCGGUCCUUAAACUUACACCACAUGCUAUGGCAAUAUCUCUUUGAGUCAUUGAUGUGGCUCGUUCAAAAUAACGACCGAAUGUGCGUUUGGAAAGAUUUAACCACCUUCAAAAUUAAGAAUCAAAUAAAGGCUUAGCUCAACUUACUUAACAAAAAUGCAUAUGUCUGUAGGUUGGUAUGUGUUAUUACUCACUUACUGUGAGAACUUGUCAAUAUUUUGACGUGACAAGCAUGUUUCCAACUGCCGAGAAAACAAAAUUGUGAAAUAUGUGCUCACAUUUGGUCUCACAAUACUGUAAUUGAAUAUUAAGCAGUCAUGUAAGUUAAUCUUCUCAGUAGUCAACUUAGUGAAAUAUAAAUCAUGUUCUGUCAAGUUUAUUCUUUUCAGUUCACAGGAAAUACUUCAGUGUUCUAUGUAAGUCAUCUUUACUUCGACUUAAUAAGUUUAUUCUAGCAUUUUAAAAAGAACUAAUAUAACGUCUAGUGUAUAAAUAUCUUGAGAUUCUUAAUAUUGUUAGGUACUUGAAAAAUAAAAUCUAUUGACUACG